This is a messenger RNA of Caenorhabditis elegans, 2489 nucleotides long. RefSeq names its product HtrL domain containing (gene htrl-1). Lineage: Eukaryota; Metazoa; Nematoda; Chromadorea; Rhabditida; Rhabditidae. The transcript has 6 exons. Bases 21 to 2231 code for a protein of 736 amino acids. The record is from RefSeq and is marked reviewed.
UUUCAGCCACAAAUGAUCAGAUGAGGAAGCGGGCAAUACUUAUACCGUUACUCUUCUGCUUGGUCACACCUAUUCUGCUCUAUUUUCUUGGGUCAUAUGCAUUACAUCUCUUACAAAAUUAUGAGAAAGGUGAAGAAGAAAAAGUUCGAGACUGGCAACAAAAACAUCAACCAAAGCAGGAUGAUGACUUGGAGUUACCCUCCGAUUUUGUCUACACUGAAGCACCAGUUGUGGUAAACGUAGGAAGAUCAUCGGAAGAAAACAACAAAAUUGAGGAGAUAGAAAAAUCCGAAGAAGUAGAGUGGAUAACAGCUCCGCCGAGAAAGACGCCAGUUCCUAUAACUACAACAAGAGAGCAAACUACAACUACGUUGAGAACAACUUCAGCGUCUACCACUUUAUCUACAACUCAACCUCAAACUACAACAACUACUACAAUUCCGAGCACAACUACAAUGACUGAAAGUUCCUCAACUAGCACCACUGCAUCUCCAACCACAACGCGAAUUCGAACAUGGACAUAUACCACUAGAUACCCAUCUGUCCAUGAUCCAAACCGUCAUCGAUAUGGACAAGAUAGAAUCCACCAUCAACACCACCACCAUCACCAUCAUACAACUACUACACCUUCUACAACUACUUCGACAACUACUACAACAACAGUUGCACCUACUACCACCGAACCCGCAACAAGAGUUCGUGUGACAACUGCAAGAUAUCAGCCAUCUUCCUAUUCACCAAUCAGUUCUUCAUCUUCCAACUCUAUUUAUGAUAGGAUAACUGUUUCCGCCAUACCGUCUUCUUCUAGUUACCGUAACCCAUAUAUUCAUAAAAUUGAAGUCACUUCUUCCACUUAUCGUACUCCGGAAAUUUCUCCAACCACGAGUACUCAUCGUCAGCAUCACCACCAGCAUCAUCAUCAUAAUCGAACUCACAUUGAUAUUCAUUCUCAUCCACGUCAUCAUAUGCCCUAUCCUCAGUAUCCAUAUCCUCAUUUUCCAAAUGUACUAUAUCCAACCACGGAGAAAUCCACAACCACAACCACAGAAGCUCGAACGGAAGCCACUAUUACAACCGUUGAAGAAACUACUCCGAGACGUCAUCAUCACGGCCAUCAUCAUCAUGGUACACACCACCACCAUCAUUAUAGUUCUACAGUCAGACCAACAACAACUACUACAAGAGAAUCUGAGUUGGAUCGAUGGGGUUUCGUGGAAUCUGUUGAAGAUCUUAGUUCAGAAGAAGUCAAAUCCUCCUUGCCAUCGACAACAACACCGCGAUCAACGACAACAACAGAAGAACCCAUGAAGUUUGAAGAAGUUGUUCCAGAAGUUGUUCCAGAAAAGCCAGAAGUUCCACGUCACAGACAACCGGAACCGACUCAAGUGCCUGCCAAAAGAGUAGAACGCGAAGUGACUCUUGUAACUGGUUUCCUUGAUAUCGGCCGCGGCGAUUGGGAUAUAUACAGAAGACCACUUGAAACAUAUCACAAGUUCAUGGAAACUCUUCUCACUUUGGAAAAUAACUUUGUGGUAUUUACCGAUGAGUCAAGUUAUGAUUUCGUCGUAAAAACAAGAACAAAAUUAGGCCUGAUGGAUAAGACAAAAGUUCACAAGAUCACGUUGGAUGAUUUGCCGUUGUACAGUUAUAUUAAUGAAGCAAAGAAAAUUAUCAAUGAUGAGUUGAACAAUGAAACUUUCUAUAGAACUAUUGCGGAUCUUGAUAUGAAGACUCAUCCAGAAUCCAUCAGUGCUGAAUAUAACAUUGUUGUCAACUCAAAAACUCAUUUCUUACAUAAUGUAACAAUGGAGAAUCCUUUCAAUUCGGAACAUUUUGUCUGGCUUGAUGCGGGAUAUGGUCACGCCAAUGAGAAUCACUUCCCAUAUAGUUAUAAAUGGCAACCUGCUCUUCCUGAUGGAAAGAUUUCGUUGAUCAAAGUAACACCAUAUUUUGAUGAAGUGUCCAGCUAUGAUCUCAAGAGAUUAUAUCGUAAGAAUGUAGCAUUGUUGAGUGGAGGAUUUAUUGCAGGAGAUAAACACGCAAUUGGACAACUCCAUUCAAUAAUUCACCGCAAAUUUAUCCAAUUGAUCUACCAAAAUCAUGUAGAUGAUGAUCAAACUUUACUUACACUUGCCGUUAACUCAUUUCCCCAACUUUUCCAUAUUGUUCUUGGCGAUUGGUUUGAUGCUUUUCGUCUUUUCGCAUCUGAUCCAGAGGUUCAAAUGGGUUAAAAUAAUUUCAUUUUUCUUGAUGUAUCAUUAUCUUUUUAACAUGACAUUAUUCAUCUUUUACGCAUAUUUUCACUUCCAUUCUCUCAUUUUUCUCACUCGUCCAUCAAAUGGGUUUUGUCUACUUCAUACAGAUAAUCAUUUCAUUUCAAUAGUUGAUAAAUUUAUCUUUUUUAAUAAUGUGAAUUUGAAUUGUGAAUUCCAAUAAUCUUGUGAUGUGUUCCAUUAGACGCUUUAAUAAAAAUUGUCAAAUAUUUUCGA